Lizanozyma spartinae is the source of this 750-nucleotide messenger RNA. It is a transcript of the gene COX10, whose product is annotated as protoheme IX farnesyltransferase. Gene Ontology annotation, biological process: heme biosynthetic process. Gene Ontology annotation, cellular component: membrane; mitochondrion. Lineage: Eukaryota; Fungi; Ascomycota; Pichiomycetes; Serinales; Debaryomycetaceae. Gene Ontology annotation, molecular function: protoheme IX farnesyltransferase activity. The record is from RefSeq and is a predicted model, not a curated record. The transcript has a single exon. Bases 1 to 750 code for a protein of 249 amino acids.
AUGACGCGAACAGUUGGUCGGCCCGUGGUGCGAGGUUUGGUGACAUCGCUUCAAGCAUAUCAAUUUGCCGGUGGUAUAGGGUCGCUUGGAGUGGCCAUGUUAUAUUAUGGUGUUAACCCCGUAGUAGCUGCCUUGGGGUUUGUCAACAUAAUCUUAUAUGGAUGGACGUACACUUCAUUGAAACGGAAACAUAUUAUAAAUACCUGGAUCGGUGCAUUGGUUGGUGCGAUUCCACCAUUAAUGGGUUGGGCAGCAAGUUCGAGUUUGGCUAUGCCUGGAGCUUGGUGUCUUGCCGGGUUACUUUAUGCAUGGCAGUUCCCCCAUUUCAAUGCGCUUUCACAUAACAUCGCUGAUCAAUAUAAGCGUGCUGGAUACGUGAUGACGGCAGCAGAGAACCCCAAACUUAAUGCCCGAGUUUCCUUGCGGUAUUCGUUGUUGAUGUUCCCCAUAUGUUUUGGACUAUCAUAUUUCGAAGUCACCGAUUGGAUGUUCCAAUUUGAUUCGGCCAUCUUCAAUGGUUGGUUGUCAUUGCUUGCAUAUCAAUUCUGGAAACAACAGACUAUCAACUACGCUAAGGGUACGAUUCCUACGGAAGAAGGCCUAAGACUUGCCAGUAUCCAAGCAAAAAAAUUAUUCUGGGCCUCAGUAUGGCAAUUACCAGCGAUCUUGAUUCUUUCAAUGCUUCAUAAAAAGGGCCAAUGGGAUGGCAUUCUCUAUCAUUUGGGUCUAAAGGAAGCAUCAAAUAAAUAG